Vicia faba (fava bean) is the source of this 1002-nucleotide messenger RNA. NCBI's taxonomy places the organism in Eukaryota, Viridiplantae, Streptophyta, Magnoliopsida, Fabales, Fabaceae. The record is from the annotation of a GenBank genome assembly.
AUGAAUAAGUCAUCUAGAGCUAUUACAAGUUUUUGGCUUAUGAUGAGUUUCUUCAUUUUGAGCGAGGCUGAACCUAUGAAAACCCAACUUAGUCCAGAUUUUUACAGGACAACAUGCCCCGAUCUUUGGACAAUAGUUAGGCGAGAGGUUUUGAACGCGAUGGAAGAUGAGAUUCGAAUGGCUGCUUCGUUGCUUCGCCUUCAUUUUCAUGAUUGCUUUGUAAAUGGUUGUGAUGGUUCAAUUCUACUAGAUGGAGACGAAGAAAGUGAGAAAUUUGCUACUCCUAACAAGAAUUCUGCUAGAGGAUUUGAAGUCAUAGAUAGAAUCAAAAGCUCACUAGAGAGUUCAUGUAGUGGUGUUGUGUCUUGUGCUGAUAUAUUAGCCAUAGUUGCAAGAGAUUCUGUUUUCCUAAGUGGUGGUCCUUUUUGGUACGUUCAACUAGGACGUAGAGAUGGAUUGGUCUCGAACAAGACUCUAGCCAAUCUCGCAAUUCCUUCUCCAUUUGAUACACUAGAUAAUAUUACUUCCAAGUUUGAUAACGUCGGUCUCAAUCUCAAAGACGUUGUUACUUUAUCAGGGGCUCACACUAUCGGACGAGCAAGGUGCACAUUUUUCAGCAACAGAUUAUUCAAUUUCUCGGGGACAGAAGAACCAGACAAUACAUUAGAAUCUGAAAUGCUUUUUGACUUGCAAAAUUUGUGUCUGCAAGAUGAAGACGGGAACGCGACUACGGUUCUAGAUUCGAACUCAUUUGAUCAAUUUGAUAGCAAUUAUUUCAAGAAUUUACUAAAUGGAAAGGGUCUCCUAAGCUCUGAUCAGAUUCUGUUUUCAAGUGAUGAAGAGGUUACUUCAACCACAAAACAAUUGGUCCAAUUUUAUAGUGAGAAUGAAAGAGAGUUUUUUAUGGAAUUUGCUUAUGCUAUGAUUAAGAUGGGGAAUAUUAGUCCACUUAUUGGUUCUGAGGGAGAGAUUAGGAAUGAUUGCAGAGUGAUUAAUUCUUGA